UGAUGCUGUGGUGAAAGAGAAAGGGAAAGCCAUAUGUGGAUGCGAAAGUAAUCGUAUCGGAGAGGGAAAGGAAACGGAAGAGGUGCACAGAUUUGGGUUUUGUGGUUUUCAUCUGACCAACCAAUAUCUUCCAUAGCUCGACGAGGACAUCAUCAUGUCAGCUGGUUGCUAAAAUCAAUAUGUCAUGCAGUUGUUCUGCUUACAUCAUUCGGUUCCCAUUUCUGUGUCUCAUUUUUAUUCAAGAUUUCUUGUAUGAUGGUGCAGCCAUUCUUGUACAGUUGAUUGUUUGUUAUUUUUUUUUUCUAGGUUUUCUUCUCUUCCUAGCUUUUGUUUUACUUUAGUGCUUAUCUUUAUCAGUAUUUGACAUUUGACUCUCUUUUAUUAAGAUUUUGGGGAGUCAGUUUUCUUUAUAAAAAUUUGUUGUUCUUGUAAAUUUUUUGUUUGAAUAGGAUGGAACUCCAACUGGCUUUAGGGCUCUUUAAACGAUGCUGCUUCUGUUUGUUUGUUUACUUCUGAAGCAAAUCCUUUUCCUUGCAAUUAGCGAAGAGGAAAGCAAAUAGAAAGUGUGCUUAUUUGGGAAUUGGCCUUUGUCUUUCUGUUGCUUGCUGCUGUUUUCUCUUUCAUGACUGGGUUCAAAUGAUCAUGUCCUCUGAAUUCAUUCUCAUUAUUUACUAUUUCUAUUUGCUAGGUGUUUGUUGUUUGCCAUACAUUUGGAUACAUUAUUUACUAUUUUGCUAUGUGUUUGUUGUUUGUCAUACAUUAUUUGCUAUUUGCAAGCCUGGAUUGCUUGGUCUUGGUAUAAGAUUAUUCAUUUCAAGACUGAAGUGCCUGAAGUGAUUACAGACAUGAUAUAUCCCUUGUGGUAAAUAGAUUAGCUUUGUUAUAUGUCCACAUUUACUACUCAUGGAUACCCUUGUGGCAGCACCUUUUAGAGUGUCUGAAAUUGAAUCCUCACUGUAACUUUCCAGUGAUUCUAAUGGAGGAGUUGAGGAAAUAGCGAUGAUUGUCGAGUUCAGCCACAUUUGGAAAAAUUGGUUGAAUUCAACAUCUAAUUCUUUUUUUAUAACUUUGUUUUGGCAAUUUUUGUCGGUCUUCAAACAAUCAUAUUAAAUAAUAAAUAUACCAGCAUAAAUUUUUGAGUUUUCUGCUAGAGCAAUCACAUCUACAUGAUUUUUCACUUCAAGUAUGUUUAUGCUUCAGGCCUUAAUUUCUUUUUCUGAUAUUUUUUGCACAGCUUGUUGCACCUUGUAUACAUUUCAUGAGGACACAGUAUCUUGUAUUACUGAACUGUCCAUGACUAAAGAUGCUACCACUGUUCUCCAACAGAGAGAUGAUCCAUCAUCCUGCUGUUUCAAAAGAUUUUGGUCUGCUUACCGUCGUGGAAGAGAGUAUAUGUCCACUUUCUUUUUGAAUCCUUCCAAUCAAAUGGACAAAAUCCCAAAUCUUCAUAUGAGAGAGCCUGGACAUUAUAGAUCUUCUGGGGCAUCAGUUCUUGGCAAUUUGCAGUAUCAUAAUUAUUCAUCUUCCAUUGCUAUUUCAGACACAUUAGCGGCAGGCGACACUCAACCUCAGCAGAACUCCAUUGAGCUUUCAGUUUCACUAGGCUCGACUCGAGGGAAUCUUGAUACGGUCACUUCCUGUACUGGUGAGCAUGCUUAUGGCUCAUGGAAGGAUGGGAAAAAUGAGAUGUCAUUCAUGCAAACAGUUAGUGUUGCAAUAGAGGAUGAGGAGGAUCUUCUUCAUGGCAAUGAACCCCAGAUUAGUCUGCAGAGAGAGUUGGGCAUGUUAGAUAGGCAGAGCUUGUCCUUGCAGCUGUCAGAUGUUUCAACCAUGCCUUGCCAAGGAUUGUCACUGAGCCUUACCACACAAAUUCCAGUCCCUUCAAUCCAGUAUCUGCCUGGUAGCUCUGAUCUCUCUCUCUUUUGUCCUCAUCAAACAACCUCCGGAAGUGGUGUGUCAUGCAGAAAUCAAAAUUAUCAGAACAUGACUGUGCAUGCUAACAAUUGCCAGCACAGCCAUCCAAGUGUUGCUAGUCCAGUUCUAAAUUUUAAGUAUCUAAAGGCAGGACAACAAUUACUUAAUGAAGUUGUAAAUGUCCACAAGGCUCUGAAGCAACAUUCAGACAAAGCUCAAAAUCUUCAUUCUUCUCCUAUUAACAGUAUGGAUAAGGAUGGUACUGCAAAAUCAAAAGGUGAAGGAAAGUCAACAAACCCUCAAGACUCUACCAUCAACUCGUCUACUGAGCUGUCACUCUCUGAAACGCAGGAUCUUCAAGACAAAGUGACCAAACUACUGGCAAUGUUGGAUGAGAUGCAGACGACGGUGUCAUCCUUCGAUGAAGUAGUGGGUCCUGAGGCUGCAAAACCUUACACUGCACUUGCACUUCAAACAAUUUCUCGGCACUUCCGCUGCCUGAGAGAUGCCAUUGGUGGCUAAAUUCAAGUCACUAGGAAAUCCCUUGAAGAGCAAGAUAAUUCAGAUGGCAAGGGUGCUGGAAUAUCUCGCCUUUGAUAUAUAGAUCAGCAGCCGAGGCAACAGAGGGCCUUGCAGCACCUUGGUGUGAUGCAGCAGCAUGGUUAGAGGCCACAAAGUGGUUUACCUGAUUCAUCUGUCUCAAUCCUUUGUGCCUGGCUGUUCGAGCACUUCCUUGACCCUUACCCGAUCAAUUCUGAAAAACUAAUGCUUGCAAAACAGACAGGCUUGACAAGGAGUCAGGUUUCUAAUUGGUUCAUAAAUGCACUGGUUCGCCUUUGCUUCGGAAGCCUAUGAUUGAGGACAUCCAAAUAGGAUAUUGGUAAUACUGAGAUCGACUCAAACUAUUCAUCAGAGUAUUUCCCUAAAGUUCAGGCUGAUGUUCCAUCUACUGGAUGGCUUUGUGGCCUAUCAGAUGUCUGAGUUCGGUCACCAUGGGGGUAGUAGGGUGUCUCUGUCACUGGGAGUACAGCACUCUGAUGGUGAGCUUCCUGCAUCUAACAAUCAGCAGAGCUUUCUUGGGAUUCAAAGGGAAUCCAUUUACAGUGCAGCUGCUCCUACUGUCGGUGGUGCCGGCACAGCCAAGUAUAAUUAUGCAAAUGUGGGAGACCGGUCGUACCUGUUUCAUGAUGUUGCAACGUAAGAGGGUUUAUUAUCACGAUGCCGGCUGUUAAGGCAUCAGGUGCCAGGAAUAGAUAGAAGAUCAGCAUGAUGUAUAACGUAGAGAAAGAUAAAACUCACAGUUGUUGAUAACAUGAGGUAGCAUGUUGUGAAUAUAGACAGUGUAGCGUUGUGGUGAUCCACCAAAGAAUGGAACAUGCAACUUGAAUACCAAUUACAGGUUGUUCUGUUGUAUGCAUAUCGACAAAGAUUACCCCUCUUUACAAUUUCAUUUCAGCUAUUGGCAAUCUAUGAAAUGUUCGG
Molecule: messenger RNA, 3396 nt
Organism: Musa acuminata subsp. malaccensis (wild Malaysian banana)
Lineage: Eukaryota; Viridiplantae; Streptophyta; Magnoliopsida; Zingiberales; Musaceae
Source: RefSeq, a predicted model, not a curated record